This is a messenger RNA of Clupea harengus (Atlantic herring), 2255 nucleotides long. RefSeq names its product deoxyribodipyrimidine photo-lyase-like (gene cpdp). Lineage: Eukaryota; Metazoa; Chordata; Actinopteri; Clupeiformes; Clupeidae. The coding region runs from base 321 to 1829 and encodes 502 amino acids. The record is from RefSeq and is a predicted model, not a curated record. Gene Ontology annotation, molecular function: deoxyribodipyrimidine photo-lyase activity. Gene Ontology annotation, biological process: photoreactive repair. The transcript is spliced from 9 exons.
AGCAAGUGAGUGCCAGUCAGGCCUAUGUCCACUUGAAUCUUCUCUAACACGCUUAUAGGCCUACUUGCUUACUUUUCCCUUAAGAAGUUCUGUAGAACAGAACAGGACACAACAUUUACACUAGGGUCUGUAGCAUAUGUUGUUAUUUCUAAAAGCAGGCCUAUUUAUUUUUAGUAACAUCUACUUCUUGAUCUGACCCUAGGUUGCGGUACCUGUCAGCAUUCCGACAUAUUGUAAAGGUCAGCUCCGCAGAUCUGCUGCAACAGAGCCCAGGCUUCUUCAGCCCCUGCUUAAGGAUUAAUUCUACAUCAGAAACCAUCAUGGCGCCCAAAAAAGCAGACCUUAAGCGCAAGGCAAAGUCAGUGAAAAUAAGCAACGCAAAACAACUGAAAGUAGACAGAGUGGAAGGAUGGCUGGAAGGUGAGGUGGCUGAGGUACGAAGAGGAGCUCAGGAUGUGAAAUUCAACGAGAAGCGUCUCAGAUUCUUGUCUGACACCAAAACAGUAAUUCGAGGGACUGAAGGGGUGGUGUACUGGAUGGGAAGGGAUCAGCGAGUUCAAGAUAAUUGGGCACUGAUCUAUGCCCAACAGUUGGCCAUCGCAGAGGAACUACCCCUGCAUAUUUGCUUCUGCCUCAUGCCGAACUUUUUAGAGGCAACAUUUCGACACUAUUCCUUCAUGUUACAAGGACUGCAGGAGGUGGCCAAGGAAAGCAGUGUUCUGGAUAUUCAGUUCCAUCUUCUCAGUGGCUUCCCUGGAGAUACCCUCCCUGGUUUUAUAAAGGAGUGGAACAUGGGGGCAGUAGUAACUGAUUUCUGGCCACUCAGGGAUCCCACACGGUGGGUGGACGAUGUCAAAAAAGCAAUCAGUCCAGAUAUCCCUUUCAUUCAGGUAGAUGCUCACAAUGUGGUGCCUUGCUGGGAAGCAUCUGGAAAACUGGAGUAUGCUGCUAGAACCAUCCGUGGGAAGAUUACUAAACUGCUGCCCACAUUUCUCACCGAGUUCCCUGCUGUUGACAAACAUCCACACUCAUCCCCAAAAACUGCCCAGGCAGUGAACUGGAAUGAGAUUCUGUCAUCUCUGGGAGUGGAUCGGUGUGUUGGUGAGGUAGACUGGGCAAAACCUGGAACUUCAGGGGGUAUGGCUAUGCUGGAGUCUUUCAUCGACGAGCGCCUGCAUUGCUUUGCCACUCUCCGGAACAACCCCAACGUGGCUGCCGCUAGCCAGCUCUCACCAUGGAUCCACUUUGGUCAGCUUUCAGCCCAGCGUGUGGUCCGGCAGGUCCAAAAGAAUGGCAAGAAAUUCAGUGAGUCCGUGGCCUCCUUUACUGAGGAAAUGGUGGUGCGCAGGGAACUUGCAGACAACUUCUGCUUUUACAAUGAGAACUACGACAAGAUUGAGGGUGCUUAUGAGUGGGCCCGGAAGACCCUGAAGGAUCAUGCAAAAGACAAAAGAUCUCACAUCUACACUCGCGAGCAGCUGGAGCAGGCCAAGACUCAUGACAAGCUGUGGAAUGCAGCCCAGACUCAGUUAUUGAUUGAGGGAAAGAUCCAUGGAUUCAUGAGAAUGUACUGGGCCAAAAAGAUCCUGGAAUGGACUUCCUCUCCAGAGGAGGCACUCUCUAUUGCAAUUUUCCUCAAUGACCGUUAUUCUUUAGAUGGAUGUGACCCUAACGGAUAUGUUGGUUGCAUGUGGUCCAUUUGUGGAAUACAUGAUAUGGGUUGGGCCGAGAGGCCUGUCUUUGGGAAAAUCCGCUACAUGAACUAUGAUGGAUGCAAACGCAAGUUUGACGUUGCACAAUUUGAAAGGCUGUACAGCAAGAUGGGGUGAAGAAGAGGCUCAAGAAGGAGAAGCUCUGUGAUUUCAUGGCAAAAUGCACAUUACUUCAUUUAACAUAAUGUGCCUUACAUCUUUAUUUCUGCAUAUCAUACCAGCAUCUUCUAUGCUUCUGUCCUGCCACAUAUACUGUUAGAUAACAGAAAUGAUAGUUAGAAUUAGGCUGUUCCAGCCAGAAGAAGAGCUAAGGCUAAGAAGAGGUAGUAAUUGUUUUGCUCCGAAGAUUUCAUGUUUCAAGGUCAGAGCUGUAAUGUACAAUUUGUAACUCAGGAACCUUUCUUUUCUUUUGUUUGUUUUUUCUUGUAACCUGUCUUUUUUUUAUAUAUAUAAUUAUAUAAAAUAAAAAUCUGUUUUAUAGUGACAUCCCAGAUCUGUACAUGUUGAUAUGUUUAGGUGUAAAUUAAAUCUGGGAGAAAAAUA